CUCAUUUCCUUUCCCCGUUGCACUUUCUAGAAAUCCGUGAGUGAACAUGGCCGAGGAUCAGGAAAACGCGUAUGGGCUGUACAGACCCCAAAUAUACCUGUUUGGUUGUGCGCUGAAGCCUGAGAAAAAGGAAUACAAAUUUGAUGUUGUAGAUGAGGAAGCAGAACAUCAGCUGUGUCUCAAGUCGAUAUGUUUGGGAGCAGAGGCAGCAGAUGAGUUUCACACAGUAGAAAUUGAAGGCCUGAACUAUGAAGGAACAAUGAUAAAAGUCCAACUUGCAGUUCUUAAACCAUCGGUUAUUCCAACUAUAAGUCUAGGAGGCUUUGAAAUCACACCUCCAGUCACAUUCCGUCUCAAGUCUGGCUCGGGUCCCGUAUUUAUCAGUGGCCAGCACUUUAUCAGUGCAAAGGAGGAAGAGGAUGAUGGAGAAGAGGAAGAGGAGGAGGAGGAGGAGGAGAAUAAUACAUCUCCAGUGAAGAGGCUUUCAAACUCCCCUUCAAACUCCCUUCCUGUAUCGAAGAAGCUGAAGUUUGAUAAAGAGGUAGAAGAUGAGGAUAAUGAAGAGGAUGAUGAUGAGGAUGAAGAUGAUGAGGAAUACGACGAUGAUGAUGAGGAGGAAGAAAAGGCGGAAAAGGAGAAGGGUUCCCCACCAAAAACACCACAGAAAAAUGAGACUCCGGGGAAGAAAAAAUCUGAGCCAAAAUCUGUGUCAAAACAAAACUGCGCGCCUGGGAAAACAGGAUCUCCUGCAGUCAAGCCUCAGCCCAAGACUCCAUGUGAGAAAAAAGAAAAGUCUGGAGCAACUACGAGCCUCAGUGUGAAUGAAGUCAAGGACAAACUAAAAACCAUGGUUAGCAAGGGACAUGCCCUACCAAAAUCACAGAUGAAAUUUGCAAACUUUGCAAAAUACACAUACAAGAUUGUAGAUCAGAAGGUAGUAGAAGAACUCUGGAACCAUCUGCAAAAAUUGAAAGCGGAGAAGAAAUAAUUAUCUUGUUUUCUGUAACAAGAAUUGUUUUGUUUAUGUUUUUAUUUGACUUUUUUAAUGAGUUGUCAUUAUAUGCCCUCGUAGACAUGCAUAACUGUAUGUUUCCUCAAAGGAAUUGAAAGUGACCGUGCACAACAGUAAUACUUGUGGUCAUUUUAACGAGGGUGUGCAUAAACAAGUUAUAUAGAUGUGUAGUAUUCACUAUUCACGCAUACAUAUGUACAUACAUACAUAUAGAAUUAAUUCUACAGAAAAAUUGAUAUGAAUGGAAAAUGUGAUUUACAUACAUGGUCUCACAGGAAUAUACAACAUGAAUUUUUACCCACCCACCUUUCUAGUUGUUGCCAUUUGGUCAUGAUAGUGAAUAGGACCCGCCCCACCCGGGACAAAUUCUUAUUUCUUAAUGUCACUUUUGCCCACGACUCUUAAAACAGAUUUGGAUAUCCUAAUCCCAUUUGUUUUGCUGAGUGUUGUUCUUCAAGCCAGGAUUGAGCCCUGACGGAUAAGCAGGUGCUGUGGGCCGAGUGUAUAGUAUGGUUCUUUUUUUUCGGACUUGGUGCCCUACUUAACAAGUGAAUAAAGAAAACCACUUUAAUGUAUUUGGCCACUGUGCUGGCUUGGAUUUUGCAUUUUGUUUGCUGCAAGUUUAUUUUGUUUUGGCAGAGCAUCCUACAUGUCACAAACUAUUCUAACGGCUCAUAUUGUACAUUCAUGGCAGCUUCACCACAGAGCAGGAGAAAAUAGAAGAUAUUUUUGUAUCCUAUUCACUGGGCUAAAACUCGGAAACUGUAAAAGGUGAUUGUAGUUUGUAUGUUGUGCUACAUUGCUGUUAAGAACAAUUCUUGGGUAUGUAUUUGUUUCCCUUUUUAUUUUAUUGUAUUUGUUUAUGGUUUUGUAAAAAUGUGAAUGUAUUAAGCAGUACAUAAUUACAUAUGGCUAAUCCACUAACAAAGCCCAGUCAUUUAGCAUUAUAUCAUGCAGUAGUAACAGUAAUGUCUUGCAGAAGUAUAUUGCAUGGUUUUACUAACUGCUAAGAACCUUGUAAAGGGUUUUUUUUUUUUUAUUAAAUUAUAAAGGCAUGCUGAAAAAAAUAGGGUGACUUAUUCUUUUAAGUGACAAACAUAGUUUCAUUUUAUUUAUUUACUCUUCUUUAAAAUCAAAGCACCUUUUUUUUUUGGCUAUUACUGAAAUGUAAUAUUUGUGAUUCGUAAACCCUUACUGCUGCAUGUAAUAGCAGGAGCAUACCUGUUUGACUCACCGAGUGAUAAAGUGGGGAGGAAGAUUGUUCCCGUUCAGCUGCCAUUGGGUAAUGAAAACAAACAGACUGGUCUAUUCGAUAAAAAAGGAUCUAGAGUUGAACAUGGUAAAACUGGACAAUGGAAACUUAGUGUUCGCUUUUUCCUAAAUGGUAAGCAGAAACGAAACCUUAGCAUUGAUACUGUUCAUGUUUACUCAACCGUUUUGUCUGAAUGUUACAAAAAAAAAGUAAUCAAAAUAUUCCAAACUACUGUACUCCUUAACUUUACUUUUGCAACUGUUUUUCAAUUGAUGAACCAUUCAAAACUGAUCAUGUGUUUAUUUUUAUUUUUUUCUUGUAAACUAAAAGAAACAAAAUGUCAAA
This is a messenger RNA of Acipenser ruthenus (sterlet), 2609 nucleotides long. RefSeq names its product nucleophosmin 1b (gene npm1b). The record is from RefSeq and is a predicted model, not a curated record. Gene Ontology annotation, cellular component: ribonucleoprotein complex; nucleoplasm; centrosome. Bases 47 to 988 code for a protein of 313 amino acids. Gene Ontology annotation, biological process: regulation of centrosome duplication; ribosomal small subunit export from nucleus; chromatin remodeling. The transcript has 11 exons. NCBI's taxonomy places the organism in Eukaryota, Metazoa, Chordata, Actinopteri, Acipenseriformes, Acipenseridae. Gene Ontology annotation, molecular function: chromatin binding; histone binding; RNA binding.